This is a messenger RNA of Paramormyrops kingsleyae, 4050 nucleotides long. NCBI's taxonomy places the organism in Eukaryota, Metazoa, Chordata, Actinopteri, Osteoglossiformes, Mormyridae. The record is from RefSeq and is a predicted model, not a curated record.
GGCUGGAACAAUUCUGUUGCUUUUCAGAUGAGAGAGGAAUAUUCUAGGAGUGUUAAUAUAGUAGCGGUGUCAUGCACAGCCCUCUAGAAAGAGCGAGUAAAAGAGUGCAGGAGAUGAGGAGUAGGACAAAACGUUUUUGGGUAAACGAUCCGUUCUGGUGGCAUGUAACACUGCUGUGUCCUAUCAAGAAGAUGUAAAAUAAAUACUAUAUUUAAUACUGUAUUACACAAUCAGUUGUUUUAAUCCGUUCAUGGAUUUGUGGACUUCAUGUGUAUUAUUUUAAAGAAAUUCCUAACAGUUUAAAGACUGAGAAGAGAUAUGGACAAGAUCCUGGAGACAGUUAUGAUGUCACCACAUUCCAGAUUGGUGAAGCAGGGCAUUUUGAGGAGAGUGGUUGAGUCAGCCUCACAGCCCCUGGACAGCUCUCAGUGUAUGGCCAUUUUCCAGGUGUCCACUAAGCUCUUCCUCACUGGAAACUCUCAGUUCAAGCGAGAUGCUGGUUUGGAAGUCCUUGAGGCCUAUGCUCAGCACCACAAAUUGGAGUUUGAGGAGUUCUUCAAUGUGAGAUUUGUCUUGAACCUCCUACGGGAAGGUUAUGGGCCAGUAGGAAGGCAGAGCCCUCUAAUAUUCCACUACCUUCAAGUGGGGCUGCUUCUUGUGGCAAAUACUCCUUCAACUCUGAACUUGUUCCACAUGGUACAGAUUGAGAUUCUGCGUAUUGUGUGUGAGAGGCCCGGUCCGGAAGUGUGUGAGCAGCUAGCGCGCCUGCUGAACACUUGCCCUCAGUGCGCACCUAGUGGAAACCUACAGACUGUGUUCUGUCAGCAACUUAUGCAAACCAUUCAUCACUUCCAGUGCCAGAGCCAGAAUGAUGAUGGCAUUGUUACCUUCCUAGAACGUGUCACCAAGACAAGUAGCAUGCUGCAGAUAGUCUGGAGGACCAACAUGGCCACUAUUCUGCCCUCUCUCAAGGAGCUCUUCAUUAUAAUCUCUACACCUAGAGAAGAAGAGGAUACUGUUACCUCAAACACCCUGGCCAGUGUGGUGCAAUACAUACCCUUGGAACUAAUGGAAGGAACAGUACGCAAUCUCACCAAUGAUAAGAACAUCUCUGAUGCCCAGAUGAUGACAGCCAUCUGCAGAAUGAUGGACUGGUUGUCUUGGCCAUUCUCCAGAAAUAUAGACAAGUGGGUUAUCGCUUUGAUGAAAGGAGUUGCAUCAGUGAAAAAGUGUGUGAUCUUGGUUGAGGUGACACUUGCUAAGAUUGAGGAGGUAUUCCAGAAGUUAUUUUACCCCAUUGUGCGAGAAGCGGCACUGUCCGUGUUAUCUUAUUUGCUGCUCAGUUUUCAACACUCCCCUGAAGCAUUUCACUUGCUACUGCCCGAAAUCCCGCCUCUCAUUGGCCGCCUCGCAGCUGAGGAGUCAGCCUCGGCCCAGCUUUGCCUGCAGCAGCUUGUGGAGCUGGUGCACUGCCUUGUCAUCCGUUUCACUGGAUUCCCAGACAUCUACCAGCCCGUUCUUGAGAUCAUCAAGGACAUUGCUGUGCCCAGUGAGGACCGGAUUAAGCAGAUAUUGAAACAAGGGGCUUGGACUCCUCAAAAACCGAAUCAAGUGGCCCUCUGUCACAGGCUGACACCAAAAUCUGAGACAGGCAAAACUGGACUGAUCAAUCUGGGUAACACCUGCUACAUGAGCAGCGUCAUUCAGGCUCUCUUUAUGUCUCCUGACUUCCGACAUGCUGUCAUGGCUCUGAAGAACUGCGAUCUCCUUCCAGUCAUGGGAGAAUUGCAGAGGCUAUUUGCUUUUCUGCAGCACAGUCAGCGUCCAGCCAUUUCUCCUGACAAAUUUUUGUAUGUAUCUACCCCUGCCUGGUUCACCCCUGGCAGCCAGCAGGACUGUUCUGAGUACCUCAAGUACUUGCUUGACAGACUCCAUGAAGAGGAAAAUAAAAGUGCACAAAUCGUCAGAGGAAGACCUUCUGAAACGUCUGGCAGUGGGUCAUUAAUCAAGAAGCUGUUUGGUGGGAAGCUGGUGACCCAUAUCCGCUGCUUACGCUGUCAGAACAUCUCACAGAGGGAGGAAGACUUCAGUGACCUGUCCCUGGCAUUUCCACCACCUAGCUAUCACGUGGAAGCCUUCACCAUUAGCCCUUUUCCUGUAGUGGAAGGGGCCGAACCACCAUUACAGUCUCAACGCAGAGUUCCCUCAUCCCCCAAAGGAGACAGAAGGGCAGGCAUGUUGGAUGUCGGGGGCGUUCCCGUGGAGACAAUCGGCUGUGUAAACAAUGCGGAGUCUCCGCACUUGAGUGAAGAGCCUGAAUGUUCAUCUGCUGCCUCAGAAGAUGACUGUAUGCAUUCAGACACUUCCUUCUCAGUCCCUGAUCUGAUCAACUUCUUCUUGAUGUCAGAAAUAAUGGCAGGAGAGAAUCAGUACCACUGCCAGAUCUGUGACUCCUUGCAGAAUGCAGAGAAGGCCGUGGAGCUGACCAGAGUUCCCCAUUAUCUCAUCUUGACGCUGCUGAGAUUCUCAUUUGAUUCGGCGACUAAGAAGCGAAAGAAGAUCCUUGACAAUGUGUUUAUCCCAAUAGUUUUGAAAAUGCCCGUCAGAAAUCCUUCUAGGCAGGUGGAGUCCAUUGGAGCCGGGCAGGUGGCUGACACUACAGAAGACAGUUUGUACACCUCAGUGCAUUUUGACCUUGUCAGUGUGGUGGUGCAUUCUGGGUCAUCGUCUGACAGUGGGCAUUACUACUGCUACGCAAGGGAAUGGAGCAGCAGAGGAGCUGGUGAGGUAUCUCCCAAGCAAGAUGCCUCGGCUGAUGACUCUGGGGUGGAAGAUCACUGGUUUCUGUUCAAUGACACUAGGGUCUCCUACUCCAGCUUUGGAUCAGUGAGCAAUGUGACCACUCACUUCCCUAAAGACACAGCAUACAUGAUGCUGUACCAGAAGCGGGCCACUCGGCGUAGAGAGCCUGAAGACCAGAAUGUUUCUGCUGCGUUGAAUGAAGGAGAGCCUCUUGUCAAGGACCUGAUUGAGGCAGUUAGAAAAGAUAACAAGCUUUACACUCAGGAACAGGAGAGGGGAGUGAAACACAGGGCUGCUCUUUCCCCCUCGGCAGCACAGCCUGUGGUUUGGCUUAGAAAGACCCCGACUCAGGACCAUGGCAGAAGUGCGAGGAAACAGAAGCCUAACGAUGAUGUGCCAUCGAUUUAAAAACCCUUUUCUGGACAUUUAACAUUGAAGAGAGGCCAUCCCUGGGAAUAGGGUCUGUCAUUGCUAAGAGUGCCUUCCCCUUAGACCAGGGGUGUCCAAUCUUAUCCGCAAAGGGCCGCUGUGUGUGCGGGUUUUCGCUGCAACUUCCUAAUUAGAUUACUAAUUAGAGGACUGAUUGGCUGAAAAGUCCUCACACCUGGGUUUGAACAGCUGACCUACAGGUUAUCCCAAAAACCAGCAUAUACACCGGCCCUUUGCGGAUAAGAUUGGACACCCCUGCCUUAGACUGAUGUAAUGAGUGGCAGGUUCUUUAUUGCAAAGCUGUGAAGCCUAGAUUAAUAUUGCUUUGAAACUUUACUUUGCUACUGUGAUUUUUUUUUUAUGUAAUGCAAAUAUAAAUCCACAUUUGCUAGUAACAUGGCUUAUGUACUGUUAUUUAUGAUAUAAAAAAAUUACCCAUUGAAAUAAAACUUCAAUUGUCUUGUACCUAUAAUUAAAACCUAUGAAUAGCAUUCUUUUUAAAUUAUUGAUAAAUUAGCAAAAUGCUUAGUCAUUGUAGGACGAAAAGCUAAAAGCAUACUAUGUAUAGCAUGUACACGUCCGUUGCAACUACUAUUAAAUGGUACUUUGACAUGACUGCCUGUACAAACAUACAUAUGGGCAUAACAUUUAAAUAUAAUCAAUUCCUAAUAUGUUUGCGUCUACUUCAUUCAUAAACUGAAACUAUAUUGAAUAUAAGCAGUAAAUGUAUAGCUGAAUACACUGGUAAAGAAGCAAAUAAAAUAGUACAGUAUUAUUGAAUUUGAACUGUUGUUCUGUGAAUAAAAGUAUUGUACAGAA